Aspergillus saccharolyticus JOP 1030-1 is the source of this 1452-nucleotide messenger RNA. RefSeq lists its product as uncharacterized. The transcript has 4 exons. Bases 1 to 1452 code for a protein of 483 amino acids. The record is from RefSeq and is a predicted model, not a curated record. NCBI's taxonomy places the organism in Eukaryota, Fungi, Ascomycota, Eurotiomycetes, Eurotiales, Aspergillaceae.
AUGACUGAACUAAGAUGUGAAGUCAAACGCUGCUUGCAGCGUUUGGAAAGUCUUCUUCGAAUUAAUGGAGAUAAUGAUAUAAGUGACCGGAUUCGUGAGAUUAGACAAGCCUCAGAUCCGCUCAUAUCUCUACGGCAGCUCUUCUCCGAUGUGGUACAGAGACGAAAUACACCUACUGAGAACGAGACUGAAUGUAUGAAUUUCUACCGUGAUUUCCAGUCAGCUGAUGGACCAUUGUCCACCAAGCAGGUAGAAAGCCUCACGGCUGUGACAAAACGAUGGAAGCUUGAUAAAGAAUAUGUUCAAAGCCUGAAAACCUGUGCCGAAUUAUGGUGCAAGUAUCCUAUUCUAUUCUGGCUCGGGCUACCUGAUAAGGAACCUACGAGGCGCUGUAUAAACGAGUUACAGAGAGCAGAUCAAAUUGACUCCACCAAGCGCAGGGUUCUGUUGGUCAUGUUAUCUGAAGAGGUUGAACGCCAAAGGGUCAAUAAUCAGACACAGAGAAGAAGGCGUAAGAGAGCAGAUCAUCAAGCAAAAAAGGCAUCUAGCUAUGCCCGCGAUUCUGUUGACAGUCUUUGCAAGUGCUUGUAUCCUCAAAUGAAGAGAGAAAUGCUGAAGACCAAGAAGUCUCAGAUUUCGCUUUAUGCCGGCUACGGAUGGAAAUGGAGUCAAUUACACCCUAAUGCAUAUGUUCUGAGUUUACCAAAUAUCGAUAUCAAUAGAUAUGAGAGAAAAUGCUGGACAUGGAUCGAAUUCGAGGCGAUCAAUGCCUUCAUGCAUACUUUACCUCAGGUUGAGGUUGCGCAACCCCUUGAAAAUGCUUGGAAUGCCAUGACCAAGUUCUACCGCAGUGGAGAUCUAUUUUCAAAAGGAAAUCAGAUAUAUGCUGAUUUGAGAGGAGAUUUGGGCAUCGCAUCGGAUGAUAUGCUGAUUUCGGUUGUGGCCGGAGCUUUACCAUAUCCGACCGAUGUAUCCAGCUCGAAAAACUGGAAAAGCUUACAACAAGCACCAGGCGAUUUGGAUAGUGAGACGAAUACAAGCCCCGAAAUCGACUCGAACUCAGCCCAUGAGCUAAACUCGGAAUUGGGACACACCAGUGAGCUUGGAGAGUUCAGUCGGCAUACAUCCAAUGAAGUUCCUACCACGCAAGGACGCUCUUCUUUCACCGGAAAUCCUUUCAAUACCUCCGAGCCUCCUGGUGCAAAUACUGUCGCACGUAGAUCACAGACACCUGUUCAAGAAGCAGGAGGUAACAUGCUCAGGGACUUUAACAACAGUAAUAUACCUGAGCAACCACAAAGAACCUCCCAGAGCAUGACAGUCGCCUCACAAGCAGUAGAGGAAGAUCCUGACGCAAAUAUAAGUGCCGCAUGCAUUACCCCACAGCGAUUGGUAGAAUUAUCAUUGUAUUUCUUUGCUCGUCAAGAAGCAGACGAUACACAUGAUCACUAG